AUGACAACUCGGCUGGGAAGUCGUGGCCACUUGCCCUCGUCCUUGCCACCGACGCUGACCCAGAAUCCCAACUCGGCGUUGCCCCCGAUCAACUCGCAUCGGUUCCAGCCAUGCCCGCUCGACCACGUGCUGCGCCAACAGGGUCUGACUAGGUAUCACCUUGAACCACCUUCAUGGCGACCACCUUGGCUACCUGCUCGAGGUGGAGCUGGAAGUGGGAGUGGGAGUGGGCCAGGAGGAGCUUCGACCUCGAGCUCGAGCUCAUCAGCAGCAGCAGCUGCUGCGUCGACGUCCAUCUACCCUCAGUUCUACGCACCGUGCGACGGACAAGAGGAGGACCAACUGACCGAAACCGCUGUCAAGACAGGAUUUGGGGGCAAAAACGUUGUGCAGGUAUGUCAGCUCGGCGCCUUGACCCCCAAGCCCAACACGUUGUACGGCAGAUGGUCUUGGGCUGAUCGAACUUGUGUACUGGCACAGACCGAAACCUUUUCGGCUCAUCAGCUCAUCUACGAAAAACUCAAAUCCGAAGACAUUUUGGGCAAUUUAUCCCGCUUGUCGAACGCCGUUAGGGACCGGGCCCGGCAGCUGGUCCCCACCUACGGGUCCGUCACUCGUCUCUCCUCUCGUACUCACCGGUCCGGGCCACUUACCGUCUAUCGUAAACUGAAUGUUUCGUGUAUCUUUCCGCAAUUAGUCCUCCGUCCUUCAAGCUUCCCAAACGCAAUAUUGUCACCGAUACCAAGAGGGAGCAAUGGUUCACCGACUUGUCCAAUCCGGCCGUGCCCCUUUCCAAACUCUUCUCGAUCGUGCCCCACGGCUACCGUGGACAACAAAUCCUCGAGAUGUUCUACUCCAAGAAGGUGCCAUUCUUGAGAGCGAUUUGGUUCGUCAGAGCAUUCGGUGCACUCGAGAUAGUGAGCAAACUUGCCCGGUUUUGAAUGGAUCUGAUUUCGUGGGACUGACCUCAAUCGUCAUAAUCAUCCCUGCAGCAAAACAACAUCGCGAAACGACCAGCAAGCGCACCUAGUGCAGUCGCCUCCUAUACUUUGGAAUGGACUCUGAUCGUGCAAGAGUUUGUGCGCAAGCAGCUUGCCGAGAUUACCACUGAUGAGGCACCAGCAGCCAGCUUGACCUCACCGACCACGGUUACGCAUCCUCUGCGGACGACGCUCAGUGCCAAAGCUCAGGCCAAGCAGCCCGUCAUGUUGGACAAUAAUCUGAGGAAUGCCUGGACCACAAAGUUCUCCUACACGUGAGUCUCGUUCUUCGUAUGAACAAAAGUGAGAAUAGGAACCUCGAGCCAACCCGCCGCUGCCCACAGUCUCCGCCUGCUCGAAGCUCUGUACGAGGAGCAUCUACUCGACAGCGACUCUUUCCUCCGCUUCUUGGUCAAUCAGAUCGAUUCCUCCAACAUUGGCCAGCUUCCUUUCGCCCUCUUCCUUGCCGAGGAAUACCUGGGUGAAUUGCUCUUAUCCGAGCCUCUCUCUGCUCGACUUAUAGCGGCUUGCUUCGCGCGGCUGGACAGCCUUGUGUCGUUAACUACGCCAGCUUCGAUCUAUUCCGCGACAACAUCAACCCUCACCUCGUUGAUCCGAUCAACAUUUGUAGCAUUACCGGAUGCAUUCAUAGCUGCACCAUUGUGGUCGCAGUACGCUUCCUCCCUGACGAAACUACUGGACGGCCUUGAGGAUCCCGUAUUGGUGCAAAUGGUUCGAGUCGACAUGUCCGAUCUCAAGGUUCGGUCAGAGGCGGCGUCAAAAGGAACUGAAGAUGAGGACUCGUCCGAGCCUGACGACAACGAAACGAUCCAAUUGCUUGAUUCCAUCGCUUUUCCGACGCUCUUGGCGCAGGUUCACAAGUCUCUGUUCCACAAGCGUCGGAGAAAGCGUGGUUUGCAGGUCGAGCUGCCCCUCAUGUUCACCUGGGCGACAUGCGGGGAUCGAGCAGGCCCAUACAGGCGAUACGCUGUUGCUGCCUUGAUUGCUAUGGAGAAGCAAAACAUGGGCGUGGACGAACAACCUCGCGUCGACAUCGAGCGAGUCUUCAUCGACUGGAUCGACUCAGGUGCCCGAACCGGCGGGGCGAGGAAAGCUAGCGAUGAGGACGCCGAGAUUCGGCUCUUACUCGAGGAGCUGAUCCGAUGCAAUGUUAUCGGAUACUCGUCGUAUCUGCAGCGCAUGAUAGCGAGAGGCGAAACUGAGGAAGCGUCGUGUGCCUCCAAGCCAGUAUGUAUUGCCUAGUCCCCCCCUCUUCAUUCCUGCACCUACGUAUACUGACUUCCCCACCUCUCUUCGAUGUAUAGUCGUCGUCCAUACAUAUCAAACUGCUCAAGACUGUCGCCUUACACGAUGGGUCUGGUCGACCGUUAGCCAAGAAGCGCAUGGCGCUCAAGGUGAGCUCCGCUAGUCGGAGCGAGAGUGAGCGCUUGCUCGGGGAUGCCACCCGAGAGCUAUACCGGCUCGUGCCCUCCCUGGUUGAUGGACAAAGUCAGUCCUUGCGGUGCUUGGUUCUUUUUGGAGCUUUGAUGACUCACGCUUGAGCAUGUUCGGGUAGGUCAUCCACUUGCAGCGUUACUGGGCGACCGUGACUGCACUACGCUACUAGACGCCAUCUCAGGCCUUGGCAAGAACGGCAUGCAUCUUGUCUUGCAGCGCGACACCAUCCCGGUGGGCUUGGCUCGACUGUUACGGCCCAAAGACGAACACAUGGCUCUCACAGCUGAGGAGCAUGCGAUACUCACCCAGACGUAUCUUGCUGUCGAAGAUUACUUCGGACUGCUCCAAUACAUUUUCGUAGUGUUGAUCCACGCUCCAACCCGCGAUGUGCUGUCGUGCGUGCUGGAUCUGAUUGAAGGCAACCUCGACUGCUGGACGGCAUUGGGCGCUCUGCCAACCCUUGGACAGGCUCUUUUGAUUGCUCAUGAGGGUCUGAAAUCGGACGGAAUCAACGACAGGCGCCUCAUAGCGCUGCUGCGACAGUUUGGGCGAGCGCAAUGCUUGGACGCCUUGAAUCUGACAAAGCUCGAGCAAGAUUAUCAGGAACUGGUCCUCGUGAGUGGAUUCUCUUCUCUCGAAGGAACUCCGACUCGCUCUUUGGGCUGACCUCUUUGUGUUUGUCUCGACAGUCUCUCUCGACUAGUCGCCCUCAACAGCAGAGCCUGCCAGCGGGAUUCCCCGAGCUGCAGGGGCUGCUGAUCGACAGCUCCCCUCAGGCUAUCGCUCAACUCGGAACGACCCUCUGGUACCGCUACCACGCCUUCGAGAACUGGGCCGUCAUUGCGAUCGAAAGCAGUGUGCAGCUCCUCGCGGGUGUCUCGGCAUCGACAAUUGUUCGUUUCUUGCGGGAGAUCAACGAACGACUGCCGACCGGACUGGAGGCGCAGAUCGGCAAAUGGAUCGCGCAAAUGCCCUCUUACUCGAUGAUUGCUACGUUUGGAGCGCAUCUGAGUUCAGGCGUCGCAAUCUUACUGCUAGAACUCGUCACAGGCGGAAUUCUCUCCCCUUCGGCACUCAUCACGCUCGUCAUUCUCCCUGUUUGGCGGACGCUGCUCAACGCCGCAAGCUCGCCGACCAAUCCCGUCUCGCACGCCCCGAUCCAAGGUCCGUCGCUCGAUGCGACUCUGUUGCAAGCCCUGGAUACGAUUACGCAUAUUUUUGGAAGUCUGAUCACGAGGUCUUCGCAUGCUAUUGGAGGUUUUGCAUCGACCGAAGACCCUUCUAACACGCCCGCUGCUCUGCUCCAACGUCAAAGAGGCGACAGCCGAUGCGCGAGUCUCUUCACCCAGGCUUCUCUAGCGGAGCUCGGUAAGUGCGUCGCGUCGCUUGCGGUCCAACAAGAUUUCUGGACUACUCUCGGGCAGCACGAACGUGCUCAAACAACGGGGAUGCUACUUGUGCAUCUCAACUCGUGGCCCGCGUUUCAGACCGCGGUGGUUCGCGACCCUCAGGUAUUUGCGUCGGCGGUCCUCGACACCGCAGCCGUGGGGGCCGCCCCGCUCGCGACGAAUGCGCAUCGUCCCAAGCUACUCGCAGCCCUGUUGUUGACUCUCAAAGACAGCAGCACAGCCAUUCCGGCAAGUCUCGUCUCAACCGAGGACUGGGAUCUCUUCCUCUCUGGUUUGACGACUUGGCGCCUGGCCGUGUCCAAGGUGGAGGUGCAAGCCUGCCUCGAGCGCCUCGACCUCGACCAUACCAUCUCCGACGCCGAGAAAGCGGAAGGACUCAACACCUUGUCGCGCCACUUCCUCGAUCGUGUCUGCUCGGGCGAAGGACAUACAUACCUCGGAGAGCAGAUCGUCAAGUGUUACCACGGGCACGCUUCAGAUGAACUCGUCAGCGUCGCCUUCAGCCGUCUAGCCGAGGCCGUCGAUGGACUCGCCAGGACCGCUUCGAUCGAGCGGCGCACGCACAGCUUGACAACGCUACGCUGUACAGGGCGCUUGCUCAAUACGCUACUCCAGUCCAGUUCCGCUUCGAGCCAGGUUACUCCACUGCGCCAAUUGCUGACGGCGAUCCGUUGUUGCCUCGAAGGGCUCGUCGAUGAAGGCGUCAAUUCAUCUCGAGAAGCCAUCUUGCAUUCAGCCCAUUUGCUCGCUAUCGCUCUCCGGUGCAGUACGACCGUGUCUCCAGCGGCUACCGAGACCGUGGACUUGUUCAAAGGAUGUCUGAUACCGUGUGCCAAGCUUGCAGCUGUAAGUCUACCGGGGAGUCUUGGCUCUGGUCAGAGUUUCGGGUCUAUCUUGCUUCCAGCGCUAUGCCUUCCUCAGCUCGUGCUGACGAGACAACCAAAUUAUCCUCGUGACAGUUAUCUUGUCGUGACUGUCCAAACGAUGUCGAGCUAUCGUCCGUGCUACUUGAUACUUGUUCCCACCUGCUGUUCGGCCUGACAGAUUUGGCCCCGUCCCUUCGGCUACCGUCCAUCGAGUCCAUCAUCGCGCCCGAGGUCGAGCUGGAUUCGCUGCCAGAAGCAGCCCUGUUGCGUCUCGAACGUCUAUUCGACGCAGCUGGCUCGACUCUCCCUGUUGCGAAUCCGUGGGAUCUCGUCGAUCAUGCCGAUCCGGGACCGCCUCAGACGACUCGUCACAACAGCGGGCCACUUGACCUUGCCUGGUUUGAUGCGAAAAUAUUGACCGUCAUUCCUCCACUUACGGCUAUGGACGUACACAACGGCCCGGCGAGCUCGGGCACGAUGACAAACGGGAACAGAUUCGCGGUGGCCGCAACACCCUUUAGUACCGCAGCAGCGCACGUCCACGCUAUUACCGGGCAUCAAGCCACGUUCGAGCGGGGUCGCCAAAGUAAUUUUGAUUUCGAAACCCCGUGCAUUGCCAUGAGUGUCGCCGCGCGCGAUCACCGUCGAACGUUAAUGGCGGCCAAAGCGCAACUUUCGAAGUACGAUCCGAACAAUACCGGUAGCGCUGCUCCUGCAGCCCACAGCCCGGCGGCGGGCGCCCCAUCUGGCUCAGCAGCUGCCCCGCAAGCCUCGACCGCGAUCUCACCAUCUGCGCAAGCCAAAAAGCGGGAGGAAACCCUUGCAGCCCUUGCUUCCGCUUCCGCUUCCGCCACAAUCAGUGCCAAACGCAAGGAUCCGCCCGAAGUCGUUGUGAUCGAUAGCGACGAAGAGGACGAGCCGAUCGCGCAGAUCGUGGCGGCGAAAGCACCGGCUGCCAAAAGGGGUCGCCCAAGCAACCGAGAUGGCGCGUCUGCGGCGCGAAAAAAGGUCAAGACAUGA
Microbotryum saponariae is the source of this 5733-nucleotide messenger RNA. NCBI's taxonomy places the organism in Eukaryota, Fungi, Basidiomycota, Microbotryomycetes, Microbotryales, Microbotryaceae. The record is from the annotation of a GenBank genome assembly.